CUUCAAGUUGAAUUCAUCCGUACUUCGCAUUGCAAACAUGAAGAAAGAGAAAAACAAGUAACUAGACUUUACUAAAGUCCUUAUUUUAUAUACAGAACCAAUACAAAAAGUAAUUAUCUAAUUAGGUUAAUUUGAAAACAUAAGGGUUUCCGGUAUAAACCACAUCCUAUGAUUAGAUGCAGAAUGUUACAAAGUCUAAGGAAACUGAGCAGUUAGUAUUUGGCAGUUCACGAGCAUUGUGCUUGCAAUUUGUAUAAAUCGUAGAUUUUUAAAUAAUAUAAAAAUGGACGAACGUUGUCCAGUCUCUUUGAAGUUGUUAAUAGUUAUCGAGAACGACUACGUGGACCUGGCUAUAAAGAUUCUGAGAGAGAAUCAUCGAAAAUCCGUCUUUUUGGAAGCAGCCGGUGCGCUUCGGGUAACUGCCGUUCAACUGGCCAGUUGGCGAGGUCGGUUAAAUUUGCUGGAACUCCUCUACGAGAAAGGUGCGGACAUCAAUAUUUCUGACAAACUCGGUAGAACCGCGUUGUAUUACGCGAUUCACCACAGCAACGUCGAGAUAGUCAAGUGGCUCCUCGAGCAUGGCGCCAAUGUCAACAGUAAAGUCGGCAUCAAUUCCUGGCCGAAGGAUAUGCCUUACGCUACAAACAUGACCAUGGAACCAGACUGUCCGAUUGGCCGAAACCUGCCGUUACCUGAAUGCUGGGGCAGAACGCCUUUACAUCAGGCUGUGCGAGCUAAUGAGCCGGAAAUCGUAAGAAUGUUGGUUAAUGCAGGAGCGAUGGUCGAUGCGCAGGAUGAACAGGGUGUGACGCCGCUUCUUCUGGCGGGGGCCAAUCUUGAUUGCAGUAACAAAGAGGAGAUGAUGAAGUUUGAUGAGGUGGUAGAAAUUUUAGCAUCGGCCAAUGCUUCCGUCAAUGUCGUCCAUCCGGAUACUGGAACAACUGUACUGCACCAUGCAUCUAUGCUAGGCAGUAAAACAGCUAUAAAGAGGCUACUGGAAGCUGGUGCAUGGCCUCUUUUUCAGUGCAUCGGUACAGGAAGCACUGCACUACACAUUGCCGCCGGUGAGGGUCACCUGGAGACCUUACAAGUUCUCCUCGAGGCAGUGGAUCCUGUCUGCGUAAACAUCCGGGACGAGGUAGGUCGUACUCCGUUGCACAAGGCGGCUUACCAAGAUCAUCAGGAAUGUGUCCGGAUGCUCGUGGACUACGGGGGGAAUCUCGCUGCGGAAACGAAAACUGGCGUGACCGUAAUCGACGCCAUGCUCGCCCACGUGCGUGCUCCUCUGCCCUUGUUGACUGAGGUCCUUGAUUCCUGUGUCCGAACGUCAUGCGGCUCCGCUACUGAAAAGGGUCGCAACAUAACUGUAGACUUUCACGUACUGGCGCCUGUUGGAAAUUUGCAGAUGAGUGUAGUUUGUGCAUUAAUCGCAUCCAUUUCGGAAAUCGAACAACUGACCAUCCUGCAGCAUCCGUUAGUCGAAGCAUUUCUUAGUCUCAAAUGGUCCAAGCUACGAGUCUUCUUUUUUCUUUUUGUUUUGGUAUACAUGUGCUUUGUGCUUCUACUGUCUGGCUAUGGUAUGAUUCUCAUAGAGAUGAACAUAAAGUACUCAGUGCCAACUGGCCUCCUGAUGGUGUGUUCCUGCUUUUUGCUGGGGCACAACGCGGUUCAAGUAUUAAUGGCACCCAAACAUUACUUGAGACAAUUUGAGACCUGGAUAUCCGCAACGUGUGCCAUCAUAGCUCUAAUCAUCUCAACAACCAGGAUCGAUGCGCAUGAAUCGAAUCAAGAUGCAUCGAAUCGAAUUGAAUCGGGAGAGGAAAGGAAGGAUAUAGCAGAGCCGUGGGUUUUGCACUCGGUCAGCCUUGCAAUUUUACUCGCCUGGAUGCAAAUGAUGCUCUUUAUCGGCCGAUUUCCAACCUGGGGAUAUUACGCGCUCAUGUUCUCCACCGUGCUCAAGAACGUGUUAAAGGUGCUUCUCGCGUUCAUCUGCCUGAUUUUUGGAUUCGCGUUAAGCUUCGCCGUUUUGUUUCACGAGAACGACCAGUUUGAUGACCUGUGGAAGGCCGUCGUCAAGACCGUCGUAAUGAUGAUGGGCGAGUACGAGUACGGGGAUCUGUUCGCAUCCGAUCAAGAGAAAAAAUCACUUCUGCCAAUCACUGGUAGAAUCGUAUUCGUCCUUUUCAUUAUGCUGGCCAGCAUCGUUCUCAUGAAUCUGAUGAUCGGUCUGGCAGUCAGCGAUAUUCAAGGACUCCAGAAAGAGGGACACAUUCGCCGCCUCCUGAAACAGGCAGAAUUCGUCGCGCAUCUUGAGAGAAUUACGUCUCAUCCACUAUUCCGCAAUAAAUGGGUACAUAGGAAAUUACAAGCCUUUCUGGACUCCCGGCAGUCGAUUCCUACCAGGAUAGAACUGCCUGCCGACGGAACGUACAAUCGUAACACUCACGAAAUUCACAACGAUCUUGUAGAAGCCCUCUUCACUCUCGCAUCGAAUAAUCAAUCAGUUGCUGAGUCAGUCGCCAAGACGGACGGCAGUGUAUCUAGGAUCCUGAUGAAUAUCGAGGAUCAACUACAUGAGUUACGAAAACAAAUUCACCCCAACGUGGCGUCCCGACGCAUCUCGCGUCUGCUCGUCAACCGAAGAGUUUCGAAGCACACGAGGAGCGUGAUAGUCUGAGUCUUUAUAGAAUGAA
This is a messenger RNA of Cephus cinctus (wheat stem sawfly), 2693 nucleotides long. RefSeq names its product transient receptor potential channel pyrexia. Gene Ontology annotation, cellular component: membrane. Gene Ontology annotation, biological process: monoatomic ion transport; transmembrane transport. The record is from RefSeq and is a predicted model, not a curated record. The transcript is spliced from 8 exons. NCBI's taxonomy places the organism in Eukaryota, Metazoa, Arthropoda, Insecta, Hymenoptera, Cephidae. Gene Ontology annotation, molecular function: monoatomic ion channel activity; protein binding. Bases 284 to 2677 code for a protein of 797 amino acids.